ACUUCCUGUUUUUGUUUCAUAGCGUUCAUUCUUGGCAGUGCUUGAGUAAUUGCUUCAGAAUCCUAAUAAUAUUGCCUUGGAGAUUGAUCUCAGUGACGUCAUAUCAUGGUUUCCAUGGUAAUCAUUUGACAAUCGUUACUGUUGAUUGCAAAUAUUUUUUUACCUUUUUCAGUUAAAGAAAGUUAAAACAACAGCAAUAUUGAUCGUGCUGUAAUGUUCCCAAGUAGUGCUGCUUUUUUUAACUAAAGUUUAGAGGGAUCACCUUUGUUUUGAAAUGUUUUUGAAUGAAUGUAUUUAUGAAGAUGUUAGUUUUUUGCGCGCUUUUUCCUGCAUUGUACUGAAACUCAAUUCCCACUGAUUUUAUUAAUCCUGACUCCAUGCAGUCAGCUCUCAGAACAAAGCAAUGAAGCACUUUUUAUCGCCUUUGACCCGCUAAUUAUUACUUAUUCGUCCAAAAACCGCGGGAGACCUUCUCCAGUUUGAGAUUGGACAUGAGAUGUCUGAAAGGCUUGUACGUUAAGUGAAGCAUUCACAUUUAUCCACUUAUUUUGUCAGCAGUAAAUUGAACUAUUGUGAUAAAUAGCCAGCUUUAUGACUCGAGCUCUAGACGAAAUGUCUUAGUGAAUGUUUUAAGAGCGUCAUGAUGUUUAUCAGGUUGAAUGAUGUAAUGGAGACUCAAUGCAGACAAGAACUGUUGUCACUUUGGUUUUCAACAUCACGUAUGAGACCAUAUCUCUUGUAGAUUUGUAAAUGCGUAAAACCUGUAUUUUUGACCUCUUGAGAUUUGCGUAACUCAGCUAUUGGAAAUGGUAUUAGGUUUGCCAUAAGCUGAGUUGUGGAAAGCAAGUUGACGUCUAGAGUCCGAGUCAAAUGAUGAUGACUAAACAAAAUGAUCACUGUUUUUAUUUUCACCAUAUUUAUUUUGAACAUUAUUCAAUGUUAUUGAUAUUCUUUGAAAAAAAGGUUUGAUGGGAAAAAUGCCCGCCACCCCGAAAUGUGACAGCAUGUUCAAAUCCGACGAUAAUGAUGAUGAUCAGUGAUGAUCGUAAUGAUGAUGAUGAUGAUAAUAGUGAUGGUCUACAAAUUGGAUAUGCUCAAAUGGAUUUCAGGUGAAGGAUAACGUGAAUCAGCAGUUUACGUGUGUCUAAUUCCAAGCUUGAAUUGUUUGGUUUAGCCAAUACUCACGUACAAAGAUGGCAGCAUCAUAGCAGAUGUUUGAUUCAGAUUUUCAAGUUUCAAUGAAUACUUGUCCUGGAAUUUGCGCGUUUUUUAUUGGUUUUUCUUUUAAAAGUUUAAUGGAAAACGAAAUGUCGGCAACAAAAGAUGCAUACCGAUGGAUAACGGAGACAGAAAUAGUCGUAAGGAAGGACUUGUACCAUGUUAAGAUAAAACGGAACAGGUUGGGAAUGGCACCGGGAGGGGAGCAGUUCUAGAUGUUCACAACGCAAUUAUUGCUAAAAUUUAAGGUGUAUUUAGAGGUGUGGGUUUAAGCUCUAUUAAGAACGAUAAAACGAUCUUGGAAUAAUAAUCCUUAAUUGAUGUGUAUUGUACGAUUGGAUGAAUUUAUUAAACAUUACCACCUACGCGCACUUGUCAAUAUUGAUCACGACUAGAUAUUGAUGCGCUCCACUACACCCCUACCCCUUCCACCUCAGGGUAUAGAGCCACUACUAUAAAAGGGAAUUCAGCAUCCACAAAUCAAUAGCUCCGUCCCCUCCCCUCGCAGUACAGUGUAUAUGGUUUUGCUAUAGACCACUAAACGAAAACUUGUUAAAAGUGAUGAAAAGGUUCCACCAGACAAUCACGCGUCGGCUUAACAAUCUAACUAUUUCCUUGAACUAAAUUUUCCUGAUUUUUUCUGUUGACCUUGUGACUUUUAAGCAGUGUUGGUGUGUAUCAAGUGCUUGGUUUACAGAAUCUGAGUUCUGCUUCAUUCGAUGUCGAUCCUUAUUGACCUUGUGACGUCAUAGAAGCCAUUAAUUGUGCUUUGACGCAGUGGAGAGUCAGUAUUAGUCKCAUUAUUGAAUCUCUUGUAUGCAUACAAUAACGUGUCUGUUAGGUUAUUAUUCAACAAACCUCUGCAGUGCAUGAUUUGAAAGUUKAGCAACAUCAAGGUAAGGUGAAAUAUAAUUAAUUUAAGUUUAAUAGCGUGUCUUAACGAGUCAAAUCGCGAAUUUAUUAAGUGUUUUUUUCAUGGAUUGUCGACCUGACCACCACGACAUCAAUAUUCAUAUCAUCUUGUGUUGAAUAUGUCCAAUAUCUAUUACUUGAAAACAAGAUGAAAUGCUGAUCAUCUCUUUUGAUAAAACUGUUAAAAUCAGUGAUAUGGAUUCAACCAAAUGCUUGCAUGACAUCAACCUUUUUCUUGCGACGUGUUGCAUAUUAACGGUAAAAUCAACCAUAAUAACACUAAUUAAAAAACYCAUGAUUCUUGGCAAAAGACAAAUGAUGUUUUAAUAUACGCGUUGCUUGUUUUCUUUAGAUUUUAAGACAUUUCCUUUAGUUUUCAAAAAAUGUCAGGCCAGCAUAUCAAAACAGUGAACUUCAAGCCUAUCACAACACACUUUGAACUUAUCAUAGCUGCAUAAAUCAAAUCUCCUUCCCAAGGAAAACGGACGUCGAGGAGUGUCGCUGUUUCUUGAAAACUAUUUAAGARACGUUUUUAUAUUUCGCGUGUUAAUGUCUUAUGCCUGAACRGUAUUCGGGUGUUCUUCACCUUUGAGAUGUGGAAUUUGAUUGACAUUUCAAAGUUGUACCGUGACAGACGGUAUGGCAUUAUAUCCAGCAAUGUCCAGAACCAAAAUAUAUCUAUUUUAUUCUCUUUUUCCCUUAGAUCAAAGAUGCAAGUCUUUGAUGUUCUUGCGAUUUUUGUCACGGUGUCACAAAUAAACGGUGAGCAGACACGAAUGUGUGACACGCGUUAUUGUCAGUGUGCAAAGGAUGUCGGUACUUUCGUAACCGCCAAAUGCAAACUUGACAAAAUAGAAGAUUUGAAAACAUACAUCCAGACGCCUAGCCGUGUUUCCUCGCUUGAUCUCUCGUCCUGUCGCAUCACUUACCUACAAAGGCUACUCUUUACUGGAUUUGACAACCUCAUCAACUUGUCCCUAGCCAAUAAUGAGAUCGAGGUCAUUGGAAACCAAAGCCUUGAGGGGCUCACAAGUUUGCGAUUCCUAAAUCUUAGAAGCAACAAAGUUUCAGAAUGGCUUGGAAACACUUCGACGCAAACUCCAAACUUAAAAGUCAUUGACGUCACAGGAAAUGAUUGGUUGCCUAGUAACAACAUUCUUCAAAGUACAGUCCAAACCAUCAAAGGAGCUUCCUUGAACRAAARGUGUACYCASUGUACCCUUGUGCGUAACUUUAGUUAUCCMGACCUGCAAAAAUUUAGAGAUGGUGAAUUUUUCCGACGAAAAGAGGGAGAAUGCCGAGGAAUGAAAYACGUUGUCUCAAAUCAUCUGCAGCUAUUCGCAAAACAUGGUUUUUAUUCGGCCUGUUUUGAGUCCAAUAAUGUUUGUUAUCAAACGCUGGUGACGUCAAUACCAAUACAUCGCUGCUGGGAUAUGGAUAAUCAUAUCUUAAAUAUUGAAUUUAUUCUUGGUCCAAUCGCAUURGUUCUUAACCUUAUUGUAAUCGUUAAUACUUUAGUUACUCCUAAACUACGAACGAACGUUGCCAUGAUCCUUGUCUGUAACAUCGCGUUGAGUGAUUCUUGUCUGUCGCUGUAUUCAAUCCUUAUCACAAGCAUAAGAAAGAUACCUUAUGUCAAGUUCUACGUCGUUAUGCAUUCCUUCUGUCCAUGUCUAGGUUUUAUGUGGCUAAUGGCGCAGUGUGUGACAAUCAUGACGUUAGUAUUUCUAACCGUUGAGCGUUAUCUCGCUAUUGUGUACUGUAUGUCUCCAGCAGUGCGCAUGCGUCAAAAGCACGCCAUCCGAUGUGCAGCCAGUUCUUGGAUUAUUGCAAUAGUARUCGCUAUACUGCCAUUGUGUGGAAUUGGUGUCUAUACAACCAAUACGUACUGUAUACCAUUAUAUCGCAAGAAAGACAUUCCUCACAUGUACGAGUUUGGUGUCGGUCUCACGAUCGGUAGCAUGGCACUAUACUUAACCACAAUACCAUUGUAUAUUCGUAUUUAUCGAUUUGUUAAACACAAUGGCUUAGAGGGAUUUAAUCGAGCGGAUAGUGCAGUAGCAAGAAAAAUCGCAGUCAUGGUCGGCUGCAACAUGUUUUUCUUCUGCUUCCCAGUCUUCAUCGGUUUGCUUUGGGUGUCGUUUCAUUUCACGAAGGGACUGGACCCGGUUGUCAAGGAGAUCAUCACYGGUGUCAUACCAACCAUUGCAUUCACGUUAAACUGUCUGAUAAACCCUCUCUUGUAUGCUUACAGAAACAAAAGCUUUGUUCACGCAUUACGAGACAGACUUGAACUACUCCGGACCAAGGCAAGGGCGUUGUCACUGAGUAAUAGCCCCUCGACCCCUCAGCGUACGUGUACAGAAGACAUUAAUAUGAUAAACAAUGUACGAUAAAUGCAGAUAUGGAUAUCUUUGACCUACAUGAAAGGGUAUCAAUAUGAUGAUGUACAGUAAGAAAAGUAAGCACACCAGAUAUAAUAUCUAAAAUUAUGUCAAUUGAAAAAGAAAGAGGAUUUAUCAAUAUAUAUAAUGUGGACAAAUAAGAAGGAGUGACACUUUUUUCAUAUUCAAAUCUAUAUAAACUUAUUAAAAGUGAGUAAGAGGGUCAUACUGUAUAAAGAAGAAUAGAAGAUAUCUGCUAUUGAAAUAAAAUCAAACAAGGUUCUGAA
Molecule: messenger RNA, 4801 nt
Organism: Exaiptasia diaphana
Lineage: Eukaryota; Metazoa; Cnidaria; Anthozoa; Actiniaria; Aiptasiidae
Product: probable glycoprotein hormone G-protein coupled receptor
Exons: 4
Coding region: 2724-4526 (600 amino acids)
Biological process (GO): G protein-coupled receptor signaling pathway
Cellular component (GO): membrane
Molecular function (GO): G protein-coupled receptor activity; protein binding
Source: RefSeq, a predicted model, not a curated record